Molecule: messenger RNA, 1395 nt
Organism: Alternaria arborescens
Lineage: Eukaryota; Fungi; Ascomycota; Dothideomycetes; Pleosporales; Pleosporaceae
Exons: 2
Coding region: 1-1395 (464 amino acids)
Source: RefSeq, a predicted model, not a curated record
AUGCACUACCGAAGUAUAACUGUGGGACUGCACUCGCAAUUCGAUAUCGAAACGCUGCCUGAAUACCGCCCCGACCACCAUAGCAUUUUUGACUCUACCCUGCAAUACAUCGAGGACAGGACGUCAACAUGCAGCGUCUACUUUCCAGCCUUACCCGGCAGCACGUUUUGGAUCGGAUACUCCGUGUCACCGCCAGUGCCCGAAGGACACUACUUCCUCUUUAAGCUGUACAUCAAUGGCGCACACAUGGUAAGCUGGUCGACAGGCAAAGAAGAGGAGUGGCAGGGCAAGACUAUGUUUGGUCUAUUUGAAAGCCCUGAGGACGAACAUGGCAAGAGAAGGGUCGAGAAACGAGUGCUGUGCUUUGCAGCAAAAGACGCUGUGGACGUGUUCGACGACACCGCGCGCAUCGAGAUACGAGUACAUCGUGCAGACAAAAGGAAGCGAGUCGAACGACAGGCAGAGGAAUACAAUAACACAGAGCAUGCGAAGAAUGGCAAGGGAAUAAGCCUCGUUAACGCUGGGCGCGCAGGACCGGAGCAACCAAAGCGCUUUUACAAAUUUGCCCUAAUCGAUCCGAUCGACCAGCCCUUCGCGACGUUCAGGUACUAUUACCGUAGCUGGGACCAGUUGCGAGGAUUGGGAUUACUUGACCAACACGUCAGUGGCGCCGGCGAGGAUAACGACCUUCCUGUGAUAGAGCCUCGAGAAGAUGAUAUUAACGAAGCCAAGGAGGGUACCAGAGCCUGUAGCGUUGUCAGCAAAGAUUUGGGGAGCGUAUGCCAGGACUGCAGUGACAACUUGAAGGGACGAGCCGCUAGUGCUGCAGAUACACGAGCGCAGAGCCAAAACCCCCAUAGUCCUAUGCGAUCUACAUCAGCGAGGGCGCGAAACCCCUUGACUCGAAAGGCGUCGAUACGUCAAGUGAGCGAUACAGAACAAUCGCGCGCCUAUGUUCCAUGCGGCGCACCCGGAUUGAAUAAGGAAGCAUCUGUUGAGCAUGUAAGCAGGCAAAUGCAACAGCGCGAUAGCUUCAUUCGUACACCAAGGUACUUUUACCGGCUCUCGAUACCACCAUCCAUCAAAGUCAGACGUUCAGAACCAGCUUCGCGACCUCUACCUACACUUCCCACCAAGCACGAUUUCGAGGCUUCCACAUCAUACUGCCCUCACCCAGCGUACCCUGUAGAUGACUGGACUGUACGUACUCUCAGUCCGGUCAAGUCAGUUCGAGACGGCAUAUCCACUCCUCCACCGGGUAGACGCAAGGAACAGGGCCGCUCGACUUCUGCAUUGAUGAGUGCAAUCACAUCUGCAUGGAAACGUCGAGGUACACAGACACCGGAUGGAACGAUAGCGACAGAAGGUACAGAAAAUGCGCGAAGCUUGCCGUGA